AUGCCGAUCAAUUUGCACUACCUCCGGUUCAAAAAGCGAUUUACACCUAAAGUGCAUUCCCUUGUUAGAAAACGUAACACGGGAUGUCCUGUUUUAUCCGUAUUGCAUCAGCAUCUGCCUUCUCCGAGAAAAAGAAGAAAAGCCCUGGCCAAGUGUUUCUACUCGGUUUGCUUUUUAUUAUAGUUUUGGCUCCAAGCCAGCUUUAUUUUUUUCCGUUUUAAAAAAAACGCUUUUUCUUUGUUUUCAGAUGGCUGAUGACGAUUCUAUGGAAAAGGACAAUCGAGAAAAUGAUCUUCAUCACGAAGCGGCAUUACUAGAGGAAGGCGAGGAAACCAAGAUACAACUGAAACAGAGGAUCUCGCUGUUCAAUGGAUGCGCGAUUAUUGUGGGAGUAAUUGUGGGCUCCGGCAUUUUUGUCAGUCCUCGAGGUGGGGAUUUGAUUUAUUAAUUACCUGAAUUUAGGUGUUAUUGAACAAACCGGAAGUGCGUUCUUGUCGUUGGUGGUAUGGAUGUUUUGCGGAAUAUUCUCCUUACUUGGUGCCCUCUGUUAUGCAGAAUUAGGAACCACCAUCCCGAAAAGUGGAGGGGAUUAUACCUAUAUCCACGAAGCUUUUGGCAAAGUCCCAGCAUUCAUUUUUCUGUGGAUGGCAUUGAUUAUUGUGAAUCCAUCUUCCAUUGCAAUCAUGGCUUUGACGUUUUCAACGUAUUCUUUACAGCCUUUCUACCUGGAUUGUACUAUACCUCAAACUCCGAUUAUUUUAUUAUCUGCUGUUAUGAUAAGUAAGUGUGCUUCCUCUUAAAAGCAAUGUUGUUUUUAGUUUUCUUGACUUUCAUCAAUUGUUACAAUGUACGGUGGUCUACCAAGACUCAAGAUAUAUCCAGUGUUACUAAAGUGGCUGCACUUUUGCUAAUUGUUUUUGCUGGUGUCUAUCAUUUCUUAACUGGUAAGUGUUGUUUGGUUCCUAUUCGAGGUAUCCUAGGUUCAUCCAAUAACUUUAACUGGGAAUCGUUGAACUCUGGAAGUAAUAUGAGCAUUGUUUCAUUGGCUUUGGCCUUUUAUCAGGGAGUAUUCAGCUUUUCUGGAUACAAUUACCUCAACUUUGUGACUGAAGAAAUAAAGGAACCAAACAAGUAAGUCAUCGAUUCCCUGCGUUUUAACUAUCAUCCAAGAAACCUUCCACGUGCUAUUUACCUCUCCAUUCCCGUGGUAACUGUGAUCUACUUGUUGGUGAAUAUGGCCUACUUUGUUGCGUUGACGCCUCAGGAAGUGCUGUUGUCGCCUGCGGUAGCCGUAACUUUUGCCAAUCGAGUGAUGGGGUUUCUGUCGCCGUUGAUGCCCUUCUUCGUGGCUAUCAGUUGCAUUGGCUCUGUGAACGGGAUCAUUUUUACUUCUUCUCGGAUGUUUUUUGCCGGAGCACGGGAUGGCCAGCUCCCCGAACUCUUGGCCAUGAUUCAUGUUAGACUCCUGACUCCUAUUCCAUCUUUGAUCGCCCUAUGUUUACUCAGUUUGGUGAACAUCUUCGUCUCUGAGCUUCGUGAUUUGAUCAAUUAUCUGUCCUUCGCGGAAACGGCGGUGGUGUUCAUGUCUGUGGCUGCUUUGCUUAAGUUGAGAAUCUGUUCUCCCGAGAUUCCCCGUCCUAUUAAGUUCAAUCUGUUGGUGCCACUCUCUUUCUUGGCUAUCUGCUUGUUUAUUUUGGUCACUCCAUUUGUUAGGAGUCCGAUUGAAUUGAUCGCUGCCGCCAUCAUCAUCUGCUCCGGGGUUCCAGUUUACCUGGCAUUUGUACAAGUUAAAGCCAAACCGGCUGUUUUAUACACGCCAUGGGGUAAGACGACAUCUUCUUCAUUCAACUCUUACAUUAAUUUGCGUAAUUACAAUUAUUUAUUUUAGUUUACUUCACUCAGUCCAUGCAGAAACUUCUGCUUUGUGUGACGGAAGAUGAACACACGGAAUAA
This is a messenger RNA of Bursaphelenchus xylophilus (pine wood nematode), 1953 nucleotides long. NCBI's taxonomy places the organism in Eukaryota, Metazoa, Nematoda, Chromadorea, Rhabditida, Aphelenchoididae. The record is from the annotation of a GenBank genome assembly.